This is a messenger RNA of Poeciliopsis prolifica (blackstripe livebearer), 4096 nucleotides long. RefSeq names its product caveolae-associated protein 1-like. The record is from RefSeq and is a predicted model, not a curated record. Gene Ontology annotation, biological process: transcription initiation at RNA polymerase I promoter; termination of RNA polymerase I transcription. Gene Ontology annotation, cellular component: cytoplasm; caveola. Lineage: Eukaryota; Metazoa; Chordata; Actinopteri; Cyprinodontiformes; Poeciliidae. The transcript has 2 exons. Bases 265 to 1671 code for a protein of 468 amino acids. Gene Ontology annotation, molecular function: rRNA primary transcript binding.
GCUGGAGAGAAAGUACCCUGCAGGCUAGUUUGAUGCUGGGGUUUUCUGCCACAACUCUUAUGUGGUGACAUCCAGCACUGCUUGUCUUCUUCACGCGGAUCUGACUCCGGGAACUUGUGGAAGACAGAACAGCAUUAAAACGGGCUGCAUGCUGCAGAAACAGGAGAAGUAAAGAGCAAAGGAAAAAGAAGAACCUGGUGAGAGGGCAAGAAUUUAGAUAAUUGAGAAAGCUUAAGCAAGUAUUAGCACCUCAAAUUAGUCAAGAUGGCAACCAUGGAAGCACUGGAAUCCUCAAGUGCCAUGCUGGAGCCUCAGACCCUGACUGAAGUCUCCGAUGAUGAGCUCAAUCUGCCAGCUUCUGAUGAAGAAGAUAAUGCCCUUGCUGCCGCCAAGAUAGACCUGCAUGCCAUGGGCUCAGAGGAAGAGACGAACGAAAACAAGGAUGAGGCACAAGCCUCAGACACGCAAGUAAACGGCGUGAUGGUUCUGUCUUUGCUUGACAAGAUCAUCGGCGCAGUGGACAAGAUCCAGCAGACCCAGAGCGGGCUGGAGACCAGACAGCAGGAGAUGGAGCGCACGGUGACCAGCAUCCAAGGAGAGCUGACCAAGCUGAGCAAGAACCACAGUACCACCUCCAACAGCGUCAAUAAGAUGAUGGAGAAGGUGCGCAAGGUCAGCGUCAAUGUCAAGACCGUCCGAGCCACGCUGGAGAAGCAAGGCGGCCAGAUAAAGAAGCUGGAGAACAACGAGGCAGAGCUGCUGAAGAGGCGCAACUUUAAAGUCAUGGUGUACCAGGAUGAUGUGAAAGUGCCCUCAAAACUCAGCAUCUCCAAGUCUUUGAAAGUUUCUGAGUCUGUGUCAGGAAGCAGAGGAGGCAGUCUUCUGGAGCUCAAAGAGGCUGUGGAGGAACCUGGAGAAGCAGUGGAGGGCGACAAGGAGGACAAACCCCAUGUAGACCUUUCCUCAGAUGAAGAGGGAGUGGAAAUUGAAGACGCCAUCGAGGAGACCCGAGCUGAACGCAUCAAGCGCACCAGUCUGCAGCGGGUGCAAAACCUGAAGACUGUCUUCUCCAAGGACAAGAUGGAUAAGACCAGAGCAAAGACCAAAGAGAACCUGGAGAAGACCAGACAAAAGACCAAGGAAAACAUUGAAAAGACAAAGCAGAAGACAAAGGAGAAUCUGGAGAAAACCAGACAAAAGACCAAGGAAAACAUUGAGAAGACAAAGCAGAAAACAAAGGAGAAUCUGGAGAAGACACGUCACAACAUCGAAAAGAAGAUGGGUAAACUUGGAACGCGCAUGAGUGUGAACCCUGAGCGAAAACAGAAGAUUAAAACAUCUGGUGACAAGAUGAAGAAGGCCUUCACACCGGACCACGUUGUUUACGCCCGCUCUAAGACCGCCGUCUAUAAGGUGCCCCCUUUCACCUUCCACGUGAAGAAGAUCCGUGAGGGUGAAGUGGAAGUGGUCCAAGGAACCGAGAUGGUGGAGGUGUCCAGGGAAGUAGAGCCAAUAGGUGGGGAGGAUGUGGAAGUAGACAACACUGAGGUGGACGUUGAGAUGGAGAUGGUGAAUGGAGGCGAGGAUGAAGAAGAGCAUGAUGAGGAUGAAGAAGAAGAGAGCCAUAAUGCCUUACAUGAGGAUGAUGAUGACGAUAAAGACAGCGACUAAAUAUAGCGCAAAGAAACCUUCAUCCAUUCAGACCAAUUCUUUGUAUCUACAUUGAGAUUUAGGCUUGAUUUGGAUUAAAAAGAAUAUUCAACAAUAACUGGGACAGUGAUGAUAUGUUGGUCCUAUUUUCACAGGUUUGGCCACCAUUUCUACUAAUGACAGAUGGUUUAUAGAGUCUUCUGAAAACACAGAUUUAGCACUAACGGUUUGGAUGUGUCCAUCACACAUUUACUUUAGUCUGAUAUUCUAACACUCACAAACACCUAAAAACUGAUAAGAUACAACUAACAUUCAACUCCUCAGUUUGGACAUAAGUAGCUACAUGUGUUUGUGUCACCAGCUUACACCAAUAAUAGAGUAGAAAUGAUGGCCAAAACCAAACACAAGCAGAACAUCAGUCGACCUGGAGAUCAUUUUAUAUGCUUUAACUUCUUUCAUCCAUUGACCAGAAAAACUAGAAUUAGAAUUUUGUUAAAGCUGACAUACAUAGCUUCCAUAAAUAUUUUUUUGAUCAGUAUGUUGUGAAAAUAUAACAUGAGACCUCCUGUCUGUGGUCUAAAUGUAAUCUGCAGAAAUGCACCUUUACUGAUCAGAAACAACCAAUUAGAGCCAGAAGGAGGGCAUAGAACUGUCGAGUAACAUCAUGUAUGCACUGCUCAAUGUGCAGAAACAACUGACCAUUACUGAAAAGCUGUUUAUCUGACAUCAUUGGUGGCUAUGCUAACGAACCUGAGCAUUAACAAUGGGCUCUGGUGUGAGGAGCCAUCUGUAGCCUGGCAGAGAGUAGGAGGAAGGGUGUGAGCAGCACAUAGACAAGCAUGGUUGACCGCACAGAGACCCGCCUCCUGACUCUGAUUAGUUGUUCCUGACAAUGCAGUGUAUUUUUGCAGAUGGCAGUAGAACUGCAGGGAGGAGACAGAAGAGCUUGAUUUUUUUUUCUCACAGAUUUUUUAUUUUAUGUUACACUGUCACAACAUAAUGAAGGUUUUAACAAAUAUGUGAAAAACUUUUUUUCUAGUUAUUUUGAAUAAGAAUAAAUAAAAAAGAGGGAAGAAGACACAUGUUUUGUUUAUAAUGAGGAGUAUCAUCAUGAGGUUGGGAGAGAGCACCAAAAAUAUACAAUGAGAUUGGUGUAAAAAAUAAAUAAAUAAAAAAAAUAAGAUGGAAAAAUAAGAUGGAAAGAAAAGAGGUAAUUUCUCUUGUGUUUCACAAGAGAAACACAAAUAUAAACUCUUAUCUAUAAUGAAAUCACAAAACAUUUUUCUGACGUUUCCUUCGCUGUUAAUCUUUUUAAAUCAUGAGUUAAAUAUUAUCUUCUUCUGAUUAAUCUAUCUGUUUAUAGGCACAGUGCUUUCUGCUGUCACUUCUACCUUUUGCAGAACUCUUGUUUUUGUUAAACUGUUUUCCAUAGUAUUUUCCAUCUUAUUGUUAUUUUCCUCUCAUACCUUCUUUAUACUGGCAGACUUGCUCAUACACAUUGUGUUUUUUUCAUAUACUUUACUGUCAAAUUAUACAUAUAUAUCUGACCAUAUUACUGUAAUUUCCCAUAAAAAGGACAAAUUUUGCCUUCGUUUUUUUCUCUAUGAAUUCACACACACGCACGCACACACACCAGAGCGGAACCAGAACAACACCUUAUGCUGGUAACAGGCUGCUUUGAAGCUAAACCUAUUAUGCCUUUGUGUAAGACUGACCCCUAGUGUUGAUCAUUUUAAUUUGACUACUUUCUGCUCCAAAAUAAAUUGAAUCAGAAAUGUUGACCAUUUUGUGUUCAGAGGAUCUUAAUGCAGGGUUUCCCAAGUCCAGUCCUGGGGGCUCCUGUCCUGCAUGUCUCUCCCUAACAUUCUGGACCAGAUGUAACGUCCCCUCAGCAGUCUUUCAGCUCCGAGGGGCCCUGCUACUGAGGACAGGAUUCAGGCACCCCUGCACUCCAGCAAUGUACAUAAAAACUGUGUUCUUAUUUUUGGCAGCAAAGGAGUAGGCUAUGGGAGGGGGUCAUAAGUUAUGAAACAUAUUUUUCAUAACAUUAAUUUUAAACAAGACUUCUGCUUCCAAAAGUAACUGAGAUCAUAGCUUCCAGGUUAGAUUUAGCACUAUUUUACUUGAGCUAUGUCUCCUGCCGUCUUGUGUAUAUAAUGUGACACGUUAUCUGAGCAGAUGAUUAUUAACUUCAACAGUACUUCUCGCUGUUCAUCACAUGCGCUUGUUCUGAACUUUGUAGUCAUGCUGAACUGUUGUUUUUGCACAGUGCAUCAUAUGGAAGCUACCAUAAUUAUUAUUAAACACAGUGACCUUCCCUGUUUUAAUAUCCAACUUCUAGGAUGGAGCCGAUCCAGUUUUCUGCUUUUGCUUUAUCUGUAUGUGAUUCCUGACUGACAACACGGCUUAACCACUAAUGAUCUAAUAAAACCCAAACUGAGUCACA